GUCAUCGAGGGAGGAUCCGCGCAGGCAAUGUUGAAAGAGAGGAUGCGCUCGCUCGCGCUUUGAGCAUCGCUAAGAACGAGGGAGUCGCAUUUACUGUAUCAGAUCUAAAUUAAAGAGAACUUGCUCAAAUCAAAGGAAAUCCUAGCUUUGCACGGAACAUGGCAUCAAAAUGCCCCAAAUGUGACAAAACUGUUUAUUUUGCGGAGAAAGUGACAUCUCUGGGGAAAGACUGGCACAAAUUCUGUCUGAAAUGUGAACGCUGUAACAAGACCCUGAAUCCAGGAGGACAUGCAGAGCAUGAUGGGAAGCCAUACUGCCACAAGCCAUGCUAUGCUGCCCUCUAUGGACCAAAAGGUGUGAAUAUUGGUGGGGCAGGAUCAUAUGUCUAUGACACACCUGCCAACGAUGAUACUGCCCCUGUUGCCAUGGAAACCAAACCCAAGACUGAAGAGAAAAAGGCUACCAGGGGUCCAGUGAAGGCUGCAAGUUUCAGUUCGUUCUCUGGUGAGCCAAACAUCUGCCCAAGGUGCAACAAAACAGUGUACUUUGCUGAAAAGGUCAGUUCCCUGGGUAAAGACUGGCACAGACCCUGUCUGCGCUGUGAGAGGUGCAGUAAGACUCUGGCUCCAGGCAGCCAUGCAGAGCACGAUGGCCAGCCCUACUGCCAUAAACCCUGUUAUGCUGUUCUCUUUGGGCCAAAAGGAGUUAAUACCGGAGGUGUUGGCAGUUACAUAUACGAGGACCCAAACACUGAAAGCCAGUCCUAAGAACCGCAACCACACCAGCAGUAUUAGCAACCUUAGAUUCAAGCCUUUUGUCUGCUUCCUUUAAAUCUUCCUCUCUUUCUUGAGUCUGCACUGAUCUUGUUAAUCUUUGGAGUGCCACUUGCAUACUAAUUCCACUCAAAAUGAGCUAGUAUUACUAAUUACUAACAGAAGUAUGUGUUUAGCCUUUUUGCUGUAUUUGUUUUUUUUUAUAUUUUUAAGAAUGUAGUUAAGAUAUUGGUUUUUUGACUGUGACUAAAUGACAGGUAACAACGAAAUUUAGUUUAGAAUGAAAUGUUUUUGUCAUUAGUACUAACAUAGUUGUGUAGCAUUUUAGCACACUUAUUUAUUAUACAUUAUUGACAGCAUAUGUUUUUUUCUGAACUUUGCACUUAAGAUAUGUUUAUGUAUUAAAAAAUAUUUGUAUUUGUAAUUAAAAAAUAUUGUUAAGUGUA
Messenger RNA from Ctenopharyngodon idella (grass carp), 1219 nucleotides. RefSeq names its product cysteine-rich protein 2-like (gene crip2l). The record is from RefSeq and is a predicted model, not a curated record. NCBI's taxonomy places the organism in Eukaryota, Metazoa, Chordata, Actinopteri, Cypriniformes, Xenocyprididae. The transcript has 8 exons. The coding region runs from base 159 to 767 and encodes 202 amino acids.